This is a messenger RNA of Ceratosolen solmsi marchali, 1820 nucleotides long. RefSeq names its product maltase 1-like. The transcript has 8 exons. Gene Ontology annotation, biological process: carbohydrate metabolic process. The coding region runs from base 35 to 1768 and encodes 577 amino acids. NCBI's taxonomy places the organism in Eukaryota, Metazoa, Arthropoda, Insecta, Hymenoptera, Agaonidae. The record is from RefSeq and is a predicted model, not a curated record.
ACGUGUAAAUACGAAGAUGUUUUAACAUUUGAAGAUGAUUUCUCUUCGAUUGUACUGUAUUCUUUUAUUUAGUAUUGCUCUUGUAGCAGGAGAAAUAAAAAAUAAAGUAUGGUGGAAGAAUAUAGUAUUCUAUCAAGUAUAUCCAAGAAGUUUUAUGGAUAACGAUGGAGAUGGUGUAGGUGAUCUAAAAGGAAUAACGGAUAAACUUGAACAUUUUAUUGAUGCUGGCAUUGGUGGUAUAUGGCUAUCGCCAAUAUAUUCAAGUCCAAUGGUUGAUUUUGGAUACGAUAUUUCCAAUUUUCUUACUAUUGAUCCAACAUUUGGAACAAUGGACGAUUUAGAUAAACUGCUCCAAAAAACAAAGAGACUAGGAAUUAAAGUUGUAAUGGAUUUUGUACCUAAUCACACAUCUGAUCAGCAUGAAUGGUUCAUUAAAAGUGUCAAUGGUGAAGAAAAGUAUAAGGAUUAUUAUGUUUGGCUUGAAGGACGAGAAAAUAAUACUAAGCCACCGAAUAAUUGGAUAAGUCUUUUUAGUGGGCCAGCCUGGAAAUAUAAUGAAAAAAGAAAUUUAUGGUACUUACACCAAUUUGAAUAUAGGCAACCUGAUCUUAAUUUUAACAAUCCUGAUGUACAUAAAGAAAUGAACGAUAUUUUGCGGUUUUGGCUUGAUAAGGGUAUCGAUGGAUUUCGAAUUGAUGCAAUUAUUCAUGUUUAUGAAAAAGACGGUUUUCCAGAUGAACCAGUAGUAUAUAAUAAGCUUACGUUAACAACAGAUAAUUAUCUUAAUCUCAAUCACAUUUAUACAAAAAAUGACCCACGAAAUUAUGAUUUAAUUACCGAGUGGAGAAAGACAGUUGAUGAAUGGACGGAUGCACAUAAUGAAGAAGAAAAGGUUCUAAUGACUGAAGCCUAUACAAAUUUAACAAAUCUUAUGAAAUAUUAUACUUACGGAGCCGAUAUUUCUUUUAAUUUUAAUCUUAUUACGGAAGUUAAUAUUACUUCAAAGCCUAGUGAAUUUAAGCAUGUUAUCGAUGAGUGGAUAUUAAAUAUGCCGGAUGGUAAAGUUGCUAAUUGGGUGAUGGGCAAUCAUGAUAGGAGCAGAAUUGCUACGAGAUAUCCUGGAAGAGUCGAUCAAAUGACUAUACUUUCCAUGAUUCUUCCUGGUGUUGCCGUCACUUAUUAUGGCGAGGAGAUAGCUAUGGAAGACAAUCUAAGCAUCACCUGGAAGCAAACAAAAGAUCCGCAAGCCUGUCAUGUCGAUCCCGAACAUUUUAAAGAACUGACACGUGACCCUAAUAGAACUCCGUUCCAAUGGGAUGAUUCCAUAGAUGCGGGUUUCAGUACAGCUUUAGAAACAUGGCUACCGAUACCUGACAAUUAUAAAGAGUUAAACUUAGCGAAUCAAAAAGGUAAACCUGAAUCACAUUAUGUGCUUUACCAAACGUUAACCAAACUACGAAGUACAUCGAUAGCUUUGCAAAAUGGAACUCUAAAGACUACUGUUCUAAAUAAUGAUAGAGUAUUGAUAAUUGACCGUCAAAGUAAUAACGAAGCUAUUGUUCUUCUUAUAAACUUCUCCGAUGAUGUAGCAGAAGUAGUUGAUCUUACAGAUCACUUACCUGGAGCUACCGAAGCUAUUGUUAUUCUUGCUAAUAUAGGCUCAGGUAUUACAUGGAGGUCAAUGGUAUUGGUUUCAAGUAUUGAAUUGCCACCAAAAGUUUCUUUAGUUCUCUUUGCAAAAGUAGAUGGUUCUCAUUCUGAUUCAUAAUAUUAAUAUUUAUAUGCAGUUAAAUAUUAGAAAAUUAGGUAAUAAUUUAUAU